AUGGCAUCUGCUCUAUCGAAGACUUUCACAGUUAGCCUGCAUGAGGGCUUGGAAACGGUCCACCGCGCCGCGAGACGUGUUAUCUGUAGUACUGAUUUUUUGAAGGCUGCGAAGCUAAGCGCAGGUGAUGUUAUCGCAAUUGCAGGCGGGUCCGAUCUCACCCCAGUGAAGGUGUUUGCUGUAGGGGUCGUGUGGCCCUCCAUGGAUCUGUCACAAGACACCAUAUCGGUCUCCUUUUCCCUACUGCUUACCGCCGGCCUUGAGGUCGGUGCCCAGGCCCGUAUAUAUCCAUUGGCAGGCCUGAGUUCAUCAACCGCUACACCUGGCCUGCCAUCACUUCGACAGAUUCAGGAAGCUCGUAUCAUACGGCUCAAGGAGACUUCUCCGGAUGGUACGAAACCAUCUGGUUCCGCUUCUAAAACGCGCGAGAACAAUCACCGGGACUGGCUCUCUCUUCUUAUUAGAGAACUGAUAGUGGAUCUCAAAUACCUGACUUCUAAGCAAGUGAUUGAGGUGCGAUAUGAAGGUCAGCUGCGUCGGUUUAGCAUCGCUUCUAUCGCAAGCGACAAAAAAACGGACGCACCCCUUGAGGACGCCUUUACCACGCUAUCUGUAACCCCUUCCCCAAAUUUGUGGACGGCUUCGUGGGACACACAAGUCAUCCUCCUAGAGAGCGAUAAAGCGGAAAAUGCAGCACCCGCGUUCGCACCUAAGCCAGAAGUCGAAGCUCUUGUCCACAGUUCGGCAACAGAAGCUUAUGCCUCCGUUGGAGGCCUCAGUAAGCAGAUUGCUCAAAUUCGAGAUCUCCUUGAAAUCCCCCUCACCCGACCGGACCUUUUCCGCCAUUUCGGCCUCAAACCUCCCCGCGGGAUCCUCCUCCAUGGUCCACCUGGGACCGGCAAAACUCACCUUGCGCGUGCGAUAGCUUCUUCCACGAACUCAUCGGUACUCGUUAUCAACGGGCCUGAGCUCUCAUCUGCUUACCAUGGCGAAACCGAAGCGAGAUUACGCGAUGUGUUCAACGAGGCGAAAGAGAAAAGCCCUUGCAUCGUGAUUCUGGAUGAAGUUGAUGCGCUUGCUCCCAGGCGCGAAGAAGGAGCUGGUGGCGAAGUCGAGAAGCGUGUGGUAGCAACAUUACUAACCAUUCUGGACGGUGUGGAAGACGAGAGCGCCGAGGAUCAGGGCAGAGUUGUCGUCAUCGGCACGACCAAUAGACCCAAUGCCAUCGACCCUGCCCUACGCAGGCCUGGCAGGUUCGACAGAGAAAUAGAAGUCGGUAUCCCUGAUGCUGAAGACAGGCUCGCUAUCAUCGAGGUCCUGCUCCACCGCACCCCUCACUCGAUAAGCCAGGACGAGCUCCGCGCCAUUGCCUCGCGUGCCCAUGGAUAUGUGGGUGCGGACCUCAGCGCCGUUGUCAGAGAAGCUGGCACAGUUGCUAUCAAACGGUGGUUGGCAUCGUCUAUCAGCGCAGAUGGCUCCACCUCCGGCCCAACGAUGGAGCUGGCUGACCUCGUCGCAGCAUUGCCGACUGUCCGCCCAUCCGCAAUGCGUUCCCUUUUCGUCGAAUCGCCCCCCAUAAGAUACGCCGAUAUUGGAGGACAAGCGUCAGUCAUACAAAAGCUGAAGGAGGCGGUCGAAUGGCCGUUGGUUCACCCCGAAGCCUUCCAACGCCUUGGUGUGAAGCCACCAAAAGGUAUCCUACUCUACGGUCCUCCUGGAUGUAGUAAGACCGUUCUUGCCCGUGCUUGUGCUUGUGAGAGCGGUGUGAACUUCCUCGCAGUUAAGGGGCCAGAACUGCUGAACAAAUUUGUCGGCGAAUCAGAACGCGCAGUACGCGAGAUAUUCCGCAAGGCCCGGGCAGCCUCGCCGUCCAUCAUCUUCUUUGACGAGAUAGACGCACUAGCAUCAUCUAGAGGGACUGGCGGAGACACGGCGUCAUCGCAUGAGGGCGUUCUUACCAGUCUACUCAAUGAGAUGGAUGGCGUCCAGGAGUUGCUAGGAGUAACCAUUAUUGGUGCCACAAAUAGGCCGGAUGCCAUCGAUUCUGCUCUGAUGAGACCGGGGCGCUUAGAUCGUAUACUCUACGUUGGCCCUCCAGACCAGUCUGGUCGAGAGGAAAUUCUGCGUAUACACACCAGAAAAAUGGCAAUCGAUCCUGACACCGAUUUCGUCGAACUUGCGGCUUUGACCGACGGAUGCUCAGGAGCGGAGAUCGCGUCAUUAUGCCAAGAAGCCGCGUUGCUUACCAUGAAAAGUGAUAUCCAUGCGCCUUUUAUUCCUCACGAGGCGUUGCGGACUGCAGCUACAACUAUGAAGAGACAGAUAACUGCGUCCAUCACUCUCAAGUUCCAACAAUGGACUUUGUCCAGCGGUCUAAAGCACGUAUAG
Messenger RNA from Pleurotus ostreatus (oyster mushroom), 2388 nucleotides. RefSeq names its product AAA+-type ATPase (gene AFG2). The record is from RefSeq and is a predicted model, not a curated record. The transcript is spliced from 12 exons. Gene Ontology annotation, molecular function: ATP binding; ATP hydrolysis activity. Gene Ontology annotation, cellular component: cytoplasm. The coding region runs from base 1 to 2388 and encodes 795 amino acids. Lineage: Eukaryota; Fungi; Basidiomycota; Agaricomycetes; Agaricales; Pleurotaceae.